UCCACCUCUGACCCUGACCCGCUUGAAAUCCGCCAGUUGGCCCUCAGCUACGAUUACCUCCUCUACAAGAUCCGAGACCACCUCUCGUCGUUGGCUGAGGACACCUACACUGCCAUCUCUGAGAAAGAGAGACGCAUUAAAGCAGAAUACCUACAAGACCAGCUCCGCUUGGAUCACGAGUUUGAAACGGUAAACAUGUUGAUAGAGUCCUGUAAAGCUAUAGAAAGUGACUUUUUGAAGUUGGACCAGUUGAACUUGUUCAUAGACGACUUCAAGCUGCGUUUGGACCAUUUGGAACAGGGUUUCCUCCAGUUGGAG
Suhomyces tanzawaensis NRRL Y-17324 is the source of this 318-nucleotide messenger RNA. RefSeq lists its product as uncharacterized. The record is from RefSeq and is a predicted model, not a curated record. Gene Ontology annotation, cellular component: BLOC-1 complex. Gene Ontology annotation, biological process: endosome organization. NCBI's taxonomy places the organism in Eukaryota, Fungi, Ascomycota, Pichiomycetes, Serinales, Debaryomycetaceae. The transcript has a single exon. The annotation marks the transcript as partial.